Nicotiana attenuata is the source of this 854-nucleotide messenger RNA. Its product is annotated as stigma-specific STIG1-like protein 2. The transcript has a single exon. NCBI's taxonomy places the organism in Eukaryota, Viridiplantae, Streptophyta, Magnoliopsida, Solanales, Solanaceae. The record is from RefSeq and is a predicted model, not a curated record. Bases 143 to 613 code for a protein of 156 amino acids.
UUCACAAAAUAGAGCAUUCUCUUCUCCUCCUUCUUCGAGUCGAGGACGAAAACGAAGAUUUCACAUACCAUUAUUAUCAAUCCUUUUAACCAAGAUUUUGAGUAGCACUAUUAUCAAUCGAUCAUUUUCACGUUCGAAAAAGAUGAAGUUGUUCAAAUUAAUGGUUGUUCUUGCCAUUACAAUGGUUUGCACUAUCUCUCUGCUCACCAUGCAACGUAUGGGCAAAUCGAUCAGCCCUAAAAAUUCAAAAUUUCAUGAGGAAGGGAAACGACUUUCAGCAACACCUGUGGAAGUACCUCAUUUGAAGAGGAGAACGAGUCGUUUUCUUGCUGAGAAAGAAAGGAACCCUAGGGCAGCCGAUCACUGCCACAAAGAUAAUGAAAUCUGCCACUUGCUUGAAGGGCGAAACUCGACAUGCUGCAACAACAAGUGCAUGGAUUUAGGGUACGACGAUCACCAUUGUGGUGCCUGUAAGAGAAAGUGUCGUUUCACUGAGACUUGUUGCAGAGGAGAAUGCGUGAAUUUGUCAUUUGACAAAAGGCAUUGUGGAUACUGCAAUAGUAGGUGCAUGCCCGGUGGAUAUUGUUUCUAUGGCAUGUGUGAUUAUGCCUAAGAAUGAUGAAUAAGGUUUGUCAAUUUACAUAAAUUCAUUUUACCAAUAAAAAACCACAUUUAAUUUUGUGGUUUGAUUUACUCCUAAGAUAGACGGAAUUUCUACUUAUAUGAUAUAUCCUCGAGGAUUUAUCAAGUGUACACUGUAACACUUAUAUACAUAUUCUUCAUUAUGAGUGUAUAUUGAUAAGUAUUUUUGUAAAAUUUUGCUAAUGUAUUGUAUGUGGUACUGUUUAUCAAGA